Mytilus trossulus (common blue mussel) is the source of this 3177-nucleotide messenger RNA. RefSeq names its product protein phosphatase 1 regulatory subunit 3G-like. Bases 305 to 1660 code for a protein of 451 amino acids. Lineage: Eukaryota; Metazoa; Mollusca; Bivalvia; Mytilida; Mytilidae. Gene Ontology annotation, cellular component: protein phosphatase type 1 complex. The transcript has a single exon. Gene Ontology annotation, molecular function: glycogen binding; protein phosphatase 1 binding. The record is from RefSeq and is a predicted model, not a curated record. Gene Ontology annotation, biological process: regulation of glycogen biosynthetic process.
AAAACCACUGUUAUUCGGGUGUGCAAUUAUUAGUGUAAGGUGAAUUCCAAUUAAAAUCUCACAAAUUUGCAACAAAAUGUCCGUUACAUUUCGUAAUACGUCUGAAGGUGUGCAAUAUGUGCUGAAUUACGCAGUCAAAACACCGGUAAUGGCCUUGUCCUUGAACAAUCUAUGACCUAUGAAAAAGAAAGCAGCCGGUUUAUAAAUAUAACGUACACUGACAGGAUUAUAUUUAAAUUUCAUAUAAUGAUUUUUGGUUAAUUAAAUCAAUGUAAACAAUAGAACGGUGCUUGUUUAUUGUAGCAUGCAAACAUAUGAAGAUGUGCAAGAGGAAAUUAAUUACGAAGAGCCUGACUUUAAGUUAUUUUUACCACGGAAUUUAUCAUACGGAGAAGACAGCUUUCUUGACAAUUAUUCUGUGUCUGCCGAUUUCGUAACAAGGCGCAGUGGUACACCUGAGAGAUCGUCUACAUUUGCCAACAAGACUAAGAUCGUUUAUAAAAUUCUAAAAGACACAAUGUCAGGAUUUAGAGAUUGUGUGACAAUGAAUGGCGGAACAGAUUUUGACGAGGAAGCAGACGACCCAUUACCAGGUAAACAUACAUUUUUUAAAGAAAAAGAGACUUCUAUUCAUUCAAAUGAUUCUGAUUUUUGUGAAGAAGGAGUAUUUGUUAAUUUGAAUGAUGAUUUGGACGAGGAUUCAUUGAACGGUAAAUUAAAUGAUAGCGAUGAAUGUUACGACGAUUCGAUCAAUAGUCCGGUUGAUGAUGCUGACAACCUUGGCGAAGGGCAUCAGGAGGUUCAAGUGGGAAAUUCGGAUUUAAAAACAAUGCAAUCUAGUCUUUUAUGUUCAAAAGCAAAAAAACUUGAUGGAACAUGUAUACCUCACUUAAAAAUAGAAGACAAACCAUUCAAAUCAGAAAAUGUGUUGGAUUUUGGCUCACAAAAAUCCAUUACCGAAUUAUUGAAAGAAGAUGAACCGGUUGAAUACGAAGAGUCUGAAUUUAAUUUUUGCAAGUCAGAACUUAGGAAAUCUUCGUCUUUGAAAAGUCAGAAAACUCCGCCUGGCACACCAAGCAGAAAGAAAAUGGUAAGAUUUGCAGAUGCAAUGGGAUUAGAUCUGGAGGAUGUAAGACAUGUACUCAACUUGGAGGCUCCUCCGAAAAUUCCGGCUUCAGCCAUGUCUGAUCUGAAAACGGGGCUUGAUGAAGAUCGACAAAGUAUGGGAAGUAGAUAUUUAGGGGCUUGUUUCUCCCAACCCGGAGCACAAGAUGACUUUUUACAAUCAGUAAUGUCAAACAAAGUUCGAUUAGAAAAUGCUGUGAUUACCCAAAUGACUAUUACCGGUUUUGUACGGGUAGCAAACAUCGGAUUUCACAAAUCAGUGCGAAUCAGAUAUACCACAAAUAACUGGGCAACGUUUCAUGAUAUUUCAGCUUCCUACGUUCAAAAUUCAUGUGAUGGACCUACGGAUAGAUUUUCGUUCAGUAUAGUUGCACCAGAUUUUCUAGGUGUUCAUAAUAAACUGGAGUUUGCUGUUUCUUACACUACAAACGGUACCACGUACUGGGAUAGUAAUUCGGGUAAUAACUAUAGCUUUGAAUGCUUUGCUAAAACUACACCAACAGAAAAUGAAGAUUCAUGGUUACAUUUUGUUUAGUUUAAAGGAUUUCCGUUGAUUUUAUAUAAAUGUAAGUGUAGAAAUCCUGAACAUGUUAUAUGUGUACAUAUUUCCCGGAUUAUGUUCUAUACACAUGUAGGGAAAUAGGUGUAUAAUAUCAGUAUGAUUAAUAUGCAUUUAAAAGGCUUUAACUUCGGUUGAAAAUCCACAAACUUCCUUUUCUUUGUUUGCUUGAAAUAGUUCGUGUUUUAAAUCAAAGUUUUUUAUUUCCUUGUUAAAAUUUAUUGUACAACUGCACCCUUUGCCGGGUACAUAGAUUACAAAAGUGGAUCAACUAGUAUUCCUUUUAAAAAAAAAUGAUUCCAAGUAAAAAUUAAAAAUAAAACAAUCAUUGCUUUUCCUUAAUAUCUGUCUAGAAUAAGUCUUAAGAUCAGAUUUAAAGUGUGGAUAUUCACCUCUGUUGAUGUAGGAUAUUUGUUGCAAAGUUUUAUUAAAUGCUAAUUUAUUCAGGAUUAAACAUUUUCUUCUGUUAAAAUCUGUAAAUGACAUUCAAUGAACAAGGGAACGACCGGCGGCAUUUAUUCUAAAUAGAUCCAAAUCAAAACUGGUAUACAUGUAUUGGAGGUUUGCCAUCAGUAUUAACAAAUGUCUCGUCUUCUAUGAGCUAUCUUAUAAAUCAGUAUUCUUGAUGAAAUGACAAAUUCUAUAUGAAUUAAAAUUGUUGUUGAGUAAAUGUCAAGCAUAAGGGACGACAUCAAAAGUUCAAUGAAGGAUAAAAAAAAACUUAAUUCAAUCACAUAGUUUUUUUCACUGACCCCCUACCCCCCUCUUAACUUAAUUUGGGAAAAAUUGAUUGACCCAUAUGGAUAUAUGUAAAAAUCAAUGACGGAUAACCAAAUCUUGCAGCAGUUCAACCCCCACCCCCAAACUAUUUGAAUUAAGGCUUUUUUUUUUUUUAUCUUGCAUUGAUCUUUUGAUGUCGUCCCUAACCCUAAGCUGACCAAAAUAUACAAGGGCAUUAGUCAAUCGUAAAUCACACAUGAAGUUGCCUCCACAUUAAGAAGAUAAAGGAUACAUAUAAUUCUAUCUGAUCCCCUAUUGACUGGAAAUCUUUUUUAAGUGAUGUGUCAUAUCAGAAAGUUGACGACUCUGACACCAGCAAAAUGAACUUGAUAUGAUUCACAUCUGAUUUUUUUCAUAUUUAUUAUUCUGAUUCGUAUGUUGUAUGAUUGGGUUCAUACCUAUGUUUUUUUUAAAGAUAUAUACAAUAGUGCUGCAUUAAUCCAUAGGAAAAUGGGGAGAUAUCAUUUUUUUUCCUUCUCCAAAAUCCGUUAUUUUUCCGUUUUAUAUUAACUUGGAUUUGCUAUUUAUUAUCAAUUCCAAGUUUACUAUCCACAGCGGUCACUGAUAUCUCUAUACAAUAUAUCAGUGGAUAGUAAACUUAAAAUUGAUAGGAAUUAGCAAUUUAUACAAGUUAUUUUUAGUAUAUUUAUGUUCUUGUUAUAUAGAAAAACUCCAAAAUAAUUGAAAUACUAAAACGAAAUAGAAAACGAAAA